Leptidea sinapis is the source of this 3352-nucleotide messenger RNA. RefSeq names its product exonuclease mut-7 homolog (gene Nbr). The record is from RefSeq and is a predicted model, not a curated record. Gene Ontology annotation, biological process: nucleobase-containing compound metabolic process. Bases 142 to 2670 code for a protein of 842 amino acids. The transcript has a single exon. NCBI's taxonomy places the organism in Eukaryota, Metazoa, Arthropoda, Insecta, Lepidoptera, Pieridae. Gene Ontology annotation, molecular function: nucleic acid binding; 3'-5' exonuclease activity.
UUAACAAAUAACGUCAAAUAGGUGAAUAAUAGUUUACAUUGUUUUGUUUUAUUAUUACGGAAAUUGUUGAACAUUCAGAAUUUCCGGAGGUUGGGAUAGUUAUUUUAUUCAUAUCAUACUCCUUAAAUAUUCACAUUAGAGAUGACUUUACGUCAGCUAGCAAGCAACAAUCAAUCCAUAAAAAUAGUGCCUUCAAUGGAAGAUUCAUUAAAACAAUUUGGUUUUGAUGUAGAUAUUGAUAAAAGUGUUCAAAAUUGGUUGGAAAACCUCCAAACAACUUGGAAGCCAUGGAAGAAGAGCUCAAUUGUUGAUGAUCUUUUCAAAAAAAUAUUUGAUUUUGACAAUCCUUAUAAAAUAGCACUAAUUUGUGUGAUUAAAUGCCCAGAAUAUAAGGAUAGUAAUCCCAUGAGUCUGCCUUAUUUCAUAAUUGAAUCUGUGUUCAAGUGGUCUCAAACACUUAGUAAAGCACCUGAUGACUUAUUUAAGUUACCUGCUUUUCACAUUGCUAUUAUGCAAAAGAACCGACACUUUCUUGGUUUAAUUAUUAAGACUUUUCAUCUGAAAACAAUUAAGGAUAAAAUUUUACCAAUUAUAUAUGAAAUGAUGGAGAAAGAUAAUCGCAAACAAGCAAUUCAGAUUGUAAGUGACUUAGAACUAUAUGAUGACAUCCCAAUUGAGACAUUACUGUUCCCACUCUUCUUACAGGAUCGUUUGAGUGUUAUAAAUGAAUAUCUCACUGAUUCUCCAAGUCAGGUUCUUCCACUUAUACAUUUCCUUGAUUCACUUUUGGAUAGGAAUUGUAAAAUUCGUAAUUAUGUGCAAAUAUUUUUGGAAAAUAAUAAAGUUAAUAAUAUUAAAUACAAUAAAAUUCAUUACAAACCAUUGGGAAAGUAUGUUGCCAGACUAUGUAACAAAUUCAAUAUUCCAAUUGAAACAUGCCAGAACCUGAGUCGAAAUCGCACAGCUGGGGGACUAAAAUAUUUAAUAAAUCAAAAAUAUGUAGAGCAUAAAGUAAGUGCAUCAGUUUGGGAUGAUUUAGUAAAAGAUAAUUUAAAAAAUAGUGAAGGAUUUGGAAUUGACUUUAUAUAUAUGUUGAUGGAGUUUGACCAGAGUGAAGCAUUGAAAUGGGCAAAGUAUUUAAACAUAUCUGAAAAUGAUUUACCUUCAACAUUAAGACCUACAGUCAUACCAGAAAAUAUUCUAGAAACCACAGAAGAAGUUUGGGAGUCACAAGAAAUUGCUACCAAACAAUAUUAUAAAUAUCCACUAUCUGCAAAUAGUAUUAUAAUGGUCAGUGAUGGUGAACAGUUUUAUGACAUUAUGUCCACAUUAGAAAAAUGUGAAAUGGUCAGUAUUGAUUGUGAGUGGAAACCAUCUUUUGGGGCUGCCCAAUCACAGGUUGCCCUCAUUCAAGUGGCAACAUUUUCCUGUGUCUAUCUAAUAGACACAUUAAUUUUAAAUGAUAAAAAAUAUGCAAGUUUUUGGUACACAUUCAACAAACACUUUCUAGACAAUGAUGAAAUAAUAAAAUUAGGAUUUGGUAUUGAGCAAGAUUUAAAAGAAAUGAAGGUCUCUAUAGUUGGAUUACAAAACAUCAAAACUAAAGGAGCAGGUUUUUUGGAUCUGGCUGGAUUAUGGAAAGGUCUUGUUGAUGCUGGUCUUAUUUUACCAAGGUCUAAUGAUGUGAGUGGUAAAGGUUUAAGUUCUCUUGUUGAGAGUUGUUUUGGUGUACCACUGGAAAAAUCAGAACAAUGUUCAAAUUGGGAGCUAAGGCCUCUAAGGACCACACAAAUAAAUUAUGCAGCCCUUGAUGCUUAUGUUCUCUUAGAAAUUUAUACAUAUUUUAAAAAAUUAUGUGCAGAACAAAAUAUUGAUUUUGAAGUUAUUUGUAAUGACAUUAUGAUUGAUAAGAAAUCAAAACAUUCUAAAAAAUCUAAAACGGCAGGGCUUCCUCCACCAACAAAUAUAGAACAAAGACAAGUGAAAGAUCUAAAGAUUCUAGUGGAGCGGGAGCUUUCCUAUUUGCUGAGUUAUUUAAGAUAUUGUGGAUUUGAUACAGUAGUUAUGCCAUCUAAUAUGCUGUGGCAUGAAGCUAAUGAUUUUGCUUUGGCAGAAGAUAGAAUUAUAUUAACUGUGAAACUAAAAUGUUCAUCAAAACCACAAUUUUCACAAAAUUCUAUAUUGAAUAUAGGAAAACUAACCAUUCAAGAUCAAAUAAAAAGAAUUAUAACCACAUUUAAAGUUAAUAUUUACGAAUCGGAUUUAGGAACACGGUGUGUUCAAUGCAAUGGUAUCAAUCAUAUUAAAAUGAAUUCUAAUGAGCUUGCUGAUAUUUAUCACAAAUCUAAAGUAGAAGCAUCUUCAUCUGACCACCCAACACAUAUCAGUGAAGAUGAAUAUUUGGAUAUCUUUUUAAGUGAUUCAGACAGUGAUGAGGCAUACAUCACACAUAAACCAAUUCCAAGUAAAAAACCACAAUGUAAGACAGACAAAGGUACUGUCAUAGAUAUGGAUAACAUUCACCAAAUGUUGCAGUAUUAUCAAUCCAAUAGUGACAAAUAUUGUCUUCUGUGUGAUACUUGUGGUAAAUUUCAAUGGGAUGGAGAUGUUGGAAUGAUCUUUAUUAGAAAUCUUAUAUUAAAAACCUUGAAUCUCAGUGAGCAAAAUUAAAUUAAGGUUAUAGACUUUUUGUAGAUAGAAAUAAGUGAACAAUAUAUAAUACUAUAUUUUAUUUACAUAGAAUAAGUAAUAAAUCAACUAUACAAAAGUAAAACUUAUGUGCACUAAUAUACCUUUUAAUGUAAUAAUAAAUAGUUUUAGAUAUUUGGUAAACAUAUGCAUAAAAGUACAAAAAUCUUUCUAAUAAGCAUUUUCAUGUAAUUAAAAGAAAAUCAUAAUACUGAAGUGUUCCAAUUGGUACAUUUCAACCUCUUCAAUAUUCAGAACAUUUCCUGUAAUAAUUAAUUCUUCUAAGUUCAAUUCUGGCAAUCCAAUUAUUGACGUUAAUUUAUUGUUGGAUAAAUUGAGGACCUGAAAAAGAUUUUCAUUAAAUAAGUAUUGAAAACAUAUUUAAAAAGAAACUGAAUGACAUCAACUUUUUAUAUGUUUAUUUAGGCUUUUAACAUUUUUCUUAAGACUUGAUCCUUGCAGCAUAAAUGUUUCACAUUCCAUCUAUACAAUAUAUAUGUUUUGUAUAGAAUCAACAGUAAGGUAGGUACCCUACCUAUUUGACUUAUUCAAGAACAUUUAUGAAGCUUUUGCUAUCCCAAAAUUGACUAUUUAUAAAAAAUAUAAUAUUUUUUAAAAACUAAGACCAUAUUAUGUUACAUAUUAAAUAAUUUUAUGUAGCUCA